AUGGCAAAUCAAUACGAUUUUCAAGAGGUUGGAAGACUGCCGGCGUCAGACGAUAACGUGGCAAUCGCCACACGGAGAAUAGACGCUGGCGCAAAGAUUGACUACAACGGUCAUAGUUUCACCAUAUCCCAUACAAUUUUAGAGGGGCACCGAUUCGCAAUUCAGGCGAUUCCUGAAGGGGAACUGCUGUUGUCGUGGGGACUGCCUUUCGGGGUUGCAAUCACUGACUUGUCCCCCGGCGACUAUGCCUGCAACCAGAAGAUCCUUGACGCGCUUGCGAUACGGGAUAUUGACUUCGCACUGCCGUCCCACCCAAACUUCAAAGAUCAGAUCGCUCCCUAUCAUCCUUAA
Molecule: messenger RNA, 351 nt
Organism: Geodia barretti
Lineage: Eukaryota; Metazoa; Porifera; Demospongiae; Tetractinellida; Geodiidae
Source: the annotation of a GenBank genome assembly